This is a messenger RNA of Eublepharis macularius, 1725 nucleotides long. RefSeq names its product sialic acid-binding Ig-like lectin 16. Bases 300 to 1238 code for a protein of 312 amino acids. Lineage: Eukaryota; Metazoa; Chordata; Lepidosauria; Squamata; Eublepharidae. The record is from RefSeq and is a predicted model, not a curated record. The transcript is spliced from 8 exons.
CUCUGCAGCUGCCAGAAGCCAGCUGUGGGUGGCUGGCUGGCUGCUGGGGGGAGAGGGCGGCUCUUCUGGCGCACGAGGCGGCGAAGGGACGGAGAGGAAGCGGCGCCUGGUCGCCCCGUUUGGCCCCCGCGCCCUCGAGCGGAUCUGGGGCCCCCGCGCAGCGCGUGCGGCUGAGCGCUUCUCCUUUUGCAAGCUUUUUGUUUUCUGCACUUGGUGGUUUCCUGCUCCGCUGCUGCCCGCGAAGACUUCGAGCAGGAAGAGGCGAAGGAAACUUUCGCAGGACGCCAAACAGAGCGGCGAUGGCGCAGUUCCCGCGGCGAGCUUGCCUGCUGGCUGCAGCCCUGGCGGUGACCCUCCGAGCAGCCUGGGCCGGGGUACCCACCCUACACAUCAGUACCCAGGAGGGUCCUUUUCUCGAGGGCAGCAACGUGACUAUGGAGUGCCUGACGGAUGAAGAAGGCGAGGAUUUAAGUGGAUUCUUCUUCCAGAAGUACAACAAGUGGCUGCACACCUGGAUCUCUCUGGACUCCGAGACUCAACUGCGCUGCUGGUUUUAUGACGUCUCUGUGAGCCACGAAGAGGGGCGCCUCCUGCUGAGCAUCAGCAACCUGAGAUCCUGGCACACCGGGCCCUACCGCUGUGCCAGUUCCAAUGCCACCGGCAACGCUUCCACCUCCACAGCACAGGAUCUACAAGUGGAAUAUCUUCACAACAUCUUCCUGACUCGUUCAAAUACCUGGUGUGGAACCAUUGGAGACACCAUCACAGUGCUUGAAGGUGCCGACCUGGAACUUCUCUGUUCGGCAGACGCCUCGAAGGACCCGAUCUAUGAGUGGACCCGGGAGGGCGACGAUUGGGUUGUGGCGUCCAACUCCCUAACUCUCCCCAAGGUGAACCGGAAGCAAGCAGGAACCUAUAACUGCCAGGCCCGGCACCCCACUUUGCCCCAGCUGACCAAAACCAAGUCGUUGCGCCUGUUUGUGGAGGGGAGCGAGCGUGGCUUUACACUCCAAUCCGUGCUGACGCAAAGCACCCCGAUGCUGGCCCUAGCAGUGGCCGUGCCAGCGGUGCUGCUACUACUGGUGGUCCUUGUGUUUGCCAUCCUGAUCCCCCGCCACCGGGCACUUGCCAAGAAGAAAGCUGCCCCGGAAGAUUCUGGCCAGCGUACUCCCAUCUAUAAAGGGAGCCUGGAAUCCGUGCCGUCUGCGGUUGGGGAUACACACCCUCUUGUGCUGUAAUCGGGAUGCACAGGGUGAAACGGAGAUUUUGUUUUGUUUUUGUCUUGGUGUCGCUUCCAAGAUCCGGUUUCUUCUGAAACGAUGGGUUGGCAUUGUCAGCAAUACACAGCGACUGCUUCUUUUCACCUGUGCGCGCAACUGGGCUUUUGUACCUUGGUUGGAGGAGGAGAGAGGAACUCUCGGGGUCAAUGGUGGGCGGGGAGGAGGCUGGGGUCAGAUUCUAUUUGCCUGCCGGUUCGCCAUUUCACUUUGCAAGGGUGAAAUUUUUUUUUACUUUCCGCACUCAGAUCUUCCUUUGGAUGGGGGCCUGUCCUCAAAGUAUUAACCCUUUCCUGUUCAGAUUUUAAAACGUUGACUUGUGUAAAGAACCAAAACUCAAGGGAGAGAGAGCGCCAGAAGACCUUCACACUGGAACGUAUUCUUGCUGUAAUUAUUUUUGGCUGGCGUAAGAGGAAAAUUGGUAGUAAAGAGUUAAAACUCUCCAAAA